Messenger RNA from Nerophis ophidion (straightnose pipefish), 3864 nucleotides. Its product is annotated as gastrula zinc finger protein XlCGF57.1-like. The record is from RefSeq and is a predicted model, not a curated record. NCBI's taxonomy places the organism in Eukaryota, Metazoa, Chordata, Actinopteri, Syngnathiformes, Syngnathidae. Gene Ontology annotation, molecular function: RNA polymerase II cis-regulatory region sequence-specific DNA binding; zinc ion binding; DNA-binding transcription factor activity. The transcript has 2 exons. Gene Ontology annotation, biological process: regulation of transcription by RNA polymerase II. Bases 1335 to 1763 code for a protein of 142 amino acids.
GGGAAUCUCUUCAUGACUCUCUGCUGACACCUGCUGGACGUCUGCAGAACAUAAAACACAAAUGAGGUGUUACUGUAUAGAAGUUUGCAGUAUUCAAACUAUUCAGAUGUGAGCUAGGCCAAACAGACAGUGAUGGGCAAACGACCUGGAAAAUGUAUUAAGCUAAGCUACAAGUUACUCUCCAUUAAAUGUAGCUAAGCUAUCCUCAGAGAAUUGUAGCAAGCUACACUACACGCUACACUGCAAAAGUAGCUUGCCACAUCAAAGCUACAUUUAACAGCAUUUCUAUCUAUUGGCCCACAUGUAUAAUAUCAGUGUUAAUGUAACUGAGAGUGUACACAUGGACCCAGUGAGAGAACUACAUGUCUUCAACUCAUCACUGAGCUUGUUCCACCACUUAACUCCUAAAACUGUGAUACAUUUGCAUUUUAUAUUCCUUCUUACUUUACCUAUUUCAAAAAUCAAUAUUCCCCAUAAAUGAUAGUUUUCUCCUCUUAAUUGAAAUAACCUAAUAAUACAAGCUGGAAGACUUUUGCUGUAAACAUUUCCACAAACUUCAACACAAUAUGUUAAAUAUGGAAAAAUAAAAGAAUAAUAUAACUGUUGAGAGGGGCGUGGCCUACGCGUUCCCUGCGGGCGGGGCGUGUGCAGGGGCCGACCAGGAAGCAGCAUACAGGUGAGCAGAUACCUCAGCUGGAGCGAGUGAUCCAAUCACCUGUUCCCUUCAUCAGCAGCGUUGGAAAUCUUGAGGGGAAAGAUGAUGAGAGUGACGGAGAGAGAAAGACACACACGGCGAGAUACAGUGAACAAACUGGAGAGCAUUGGACUGAUGCAGUUGCAUGUACUGCCAUCAAUAAAAGUGUAAAUCACUGAGACCGAGUGUGGUGAUUCCAGCCAAACAACGGGGGAUCUGGGACAGAGACCUUCCACAGUGGCGCGCAACUAAGGAAGAAUCCAGGAAAGAUGUCGGCACCAACCCCCCUGGAAGCGCUUGGACAAGUGCUGGCGCAAGUAUCAGCAGCAAGUCAGCAACAAUCGCGACUGUUAAAACGCUAAUGGACAAGGCGGAAGCGGGAGGGAUGUCAGCCAUGAAACGCAUGGUAGAGGGGGAGGAUCCUCAAACAUUCCUGGACAUGUUCGAGGCGACAGCGACGUCAAACAGGUGGCCGGAAGAAGAGUGGAGAGCAAAACUGCUGCCGCUCCUGGUGGGGGAGGCGCAGCGGGUGGUGUUGCGUCUCCCGGCAUCUGCCCGCCUGCAAUACACCAACCUCCGUUAAGCCAUCCUGGACCGGAUCGGCAGCAGCCCCGGGGAUCACAGACGCAGAUUUAGAGCGAUGACACUGGAGCCAGAAGACCGAGCGUUCGUGUUCGCCUACCGGCUGAGGGACGCAGCGACCCGGUGGCUCCGGCCCAAUGGACAGGAUCCAGGUGUGCUGGAAAGCAUCGUUUUGGAGCGGUUCCUGGACGCCAUCCCAGCUAGGACAUCAGCGUGGGUGAGAUACCACAGCCCCCCGAGCGUAAAAGCAGCGGUGAGGUUGGCGGAGGAACACCUAGCAGUGCAGAGGGAGGCAACCCCGAGGACGGCCGCAGGAUCCACCCCCCGCGAUGGGGGGGUGUGGAGAGGGCCAGAUCACCCGGGCAUAAAGACCAGGUUCCCAGUGCUGCGGCGAGAGGGCUUCCCUCGCAGAGGGCACCUCAACUUCCAGGGCUGGUGUGCUGGGGGUGCAGACAACCCGGUCACGUGCGCAGGGAUUGCUCCAUGAUGGAGGUGGGGCAGGCAAUGCGGGUUGUCGAGCCGCCCGCACCCGCCCCCGAUCCAGGAGAGACAUACUACGUCCCGGUAAGAGUACAAGGGGGUACAUAUCGGGCGAUUGUGGACUCGGGCUGUAAGCCGUCCCUGAUCCACCAAAACCUGGUUCGACCCGAUGGCUGAACAUUUGGGGUAUGACAAGACACUUAAUUGGGUCAUGGUCCAAUUUUAUUGGCCAGGCCUCCGGGGGGAUGUGCGCUGGUGGUGCGCAGCCUGGCCGGACUGCCAGCUGGUGAAUCCAGCGGCCACCCCACGGGCAUUGUUGCGCCCAUUAUCGCUCAUAGAGGUUCCAUUCGAGAGAAUUGGCAUGGACCUCAUCGGACCAUUUCACCCGAGUACAUCGCUUUGUUUUACCUCAACGCGGUAUCCCGAAGCAAAGCCUUUGCGCCCUAUCUCCGCCAAAAGUGUAGCGCAAGCACUGUUUCAGGUCAUCUCCCAAGAUGGAAUCCCAAAAGAGAUUCUGACUGAUCGGGGCACGUCCUUUAUGUCACGCACCAUAAAAGAACUGUACGGAUUAUUGGGGGUAAAAGCGAUCCGCACCAGCGUGUACCUGCCACAAACGGAUGGACUGGUGGAGAGAUUGAAUAAAACGCUGAAAACAAUGAGCCGUAAGUUUAUGCACAAGAACAAACAGAUUUGGGUUGAAUGGUUGGAUCCCCUUAUGUUUGCGAUGCAGGAGGUACCCCAGGCCUCACUUGGUUUUGCACCGUGUGAGUUAUUGUACGGCCGGAGGCCUCGCGGGGUCUUGGACAUCAUUAAAGAAAGCUGGGAGGAGGGUCCAAGCUCCAGCAAAAAUUAGUUACAGUACGUCCUUGACAUGCGAGCAAAACUCCACCAGGUGGGGCACUUGUCACGCGGGAAUUUACUCCGUGCCCAAGAGCGUCAGCGGCGCACAUAUAACCGGGGAACCCAACUGCAUAAAUUUACACCGGGAGAGAAAGUGCUUGUAUUGCUUCCAACUUCAAGCUCUAAAUUACUUGCAAAGUAAGCAAUUUGUCGAAAAGCUUUAGAACAACAUUUCUCAACGAGCUAUGGCAAGGAAUUUAGGGAUUUUACCAUCUACGGUCCGUAAAAUCAUCAAAAGGUUCAGAGAAUCUGGAGAAAUCACUGCACGUAAGCGAUGAUAUUACGGACCUUUGAUCCCUCAGGUGGUACUGCAUCAAAAACCCACAUCAGUGUGUAAAGGAUAUCACCACAUGGGCUCAGGAACACGUCAGUAAACCACUGUCAGUAGCUACAGUUGGUCACUACAUCUAUAAGUGCAAGUUAAAACUCUACUAUGCUACGCAAAACCCAUUUAUCAACAAUACCCAGAAACACCGCCGGCUAAGCUGGGCCCGAGAUCAUCUAAGAUGGACUGAUGCAAAGUGCAAAAGUGUUCUGUGGUCUGACGAGUCCACAUUUCAAAUUAUAUUUGGAAACUGUGGAUGUGGUGUCCUCCGGAACAAAGAGGAAAAUAACCAUCCGAUUCUUAUAGGUGCAAAGUUGGAAAGCCAGCAUGUGUGAUGGUAUGGGGGUGUAUUAGUGCCCAAGGCAUGGGUAACUUACACAUGUGUGAUGGUAUGGGGGUGUAUUAGUGCCCAAGGCAUGGGUAACUUACACAUCUGUGAAGGCACCAUUAAUGCUGAAUGGUCCAUACAGGUUUUGGAGCAACAUAUGUUGUCAUCCAAGCAACGUUAUCAUGGACGCCCCUGCUUAUUUCAGCAAGACAAUGCCAAGCCACGUGUUAUAACAGCGUUGCUUCGUAGUAAAACAGUGCAGGUACUUUCCUGGCCCGCCUGCAGUCCAGACCUGUCUCCCAUGGAAAAUGUGUGGCGCAUUAUGAAGUGUAAAAUACGACAGAGGAGAUCCUGGACUGUUGAAGGACUGAAGAACGGGGAAAUAAUUCUACUUUCAAAGUUUCAACAAUUAGUUUCCCAAACGUUUGUUGAGUGUUGUUAAAAGAAAAGGUGAUGUAACACAGUGGUGAACAUGCCCUUUCCCAACUACUUUGGCACGUGUUGCAGCCAUGAAAUUCUAAGUUAAUUAUUAUUUGCAAAAAAAAAAAUGAAGUU